Molecule: messenger RNA, 4186 nt
Organism: Acomys russatus (golden spiny mouse)
Lineage: Eukaryota; Metazoa; Chordata; Mammalia; Rodentia; Muridae
Gene: Kcnt1
Product: potassium sodium-activated channel subfamily T member 1
Exons: 32
Coding region: 26-3745 (1239 amino acids)
Biological process (GO): potassium ion transport
Cellular component (GO): membrane
Molecular function (GO): intracellular sodium-activated potassium channel activity
Source: RefSeq, a predicted model, not a curated record
CACCCGCGCCAAGCGCUCCCGCAGGAUGGCGCGGGCCAAGCUGCCGCGCUCUCCAUCCGAGGGCAAGGCGGGUCCAGGGGACACCCCAGCCGGCGCUGCAGCCCCCGAGGAGCCGCAUGGGCUCAGCCCGCUGCUGCCGGCCCCCGGCGGAGGCUCCGUGGGCAGCGACGUGGGCCAGAGGCACCAUGUGGAAGAUUUCAGCCUGGACUCUUCCCUCUCUCAGGUCCAGGUGGAGUUCUAUGUCAAUGAGAACACCUUCAAAGAGCGGCUCAAGCUGUUCUUCAUCAAAAACCAAAGAUCCAGCCUGAGGAUCCGGCUGUUCAACUUCUCUCUCAAGCUCCUCACCUGCCUGCUGUAUAUCGUUCGUGUCCUGCUCGACAACCCAGACCAGGGCAUCGGAUGCUGGGGCUGCAUGAAGUAUAACUACACGUUCAAUGGCUCAUCCUCCGAGUUCCACUGGGCUCCCAUCCUGUGGGUGGAGAGGAAGAUGGCUCUGUGGGUGAUCCAGGUCAUCGUGGCCACGAUAAGCUUCUUAGAGACCAUGCUCCUCAUUUACCUUAGCUACAAAGGCAACAUCUGGGAGCAGAUCUUUCAUGUGACCUUCGUCUUGGAGAUGAUCAACACGCUGCCCUUCAUCAUCACGGUCUUCUGGCCACCUCUGCGGAACCUGUUCAUCCCCGUGUUUCUCAACUGCUGGCUGGCCAAGCAUGCGCUGGAGAACAUGAUUAAUGACUUCCACCGUGCCAUCCUGCGCACACAGUCAGCCAUGUUCAACCAGGUGCUCAUCCUCUUCUGCACCCUGCUGUGCCUCGUCUUCACAGGGACCUGUGGGAUCCAGCACCUGGAGCGGGCAGGCGGGAACUUGAACCUGCUGACCUCCUUCUACUUCUGCAUCGUCACUUUCUCAACUGUGGGCUUCGGUGAUGUGACACCCAAGAUCUGGCCCUCCCAGCUCCUGGUGGUCAUCCUGAUCUGUGUGACCCUUGUGGUUCUCCCCCUGCAGUUUGAAGAGCUUGUCUACCUUUGGAUGGAGCGACAGAAGUCCGGGGGCAACUACAGCCGCCACCGAGCACAGACAGAGAAGCAUGUGGUCCUGUGUGUGAGCUCCCUCAAGAUUGACCUCCUCAUGGACUUCCUGAAUGAGUUCUAUGCCCACCCCCGGCUCCAGGACUACUAUGUGGUCAUCUUGUGUCCCUCCGAAAUGGAUGUCCAGGUGCGAAGGGUACUGCAGAUUCCCCUGUGGUCCCAGCGGGUCAUCUACCUCCAGGGCUCUGCCCUCAAGGACCAAGACCUCAUGCGAGCCAAGAUGGACAACGGGGAGGCCUGCUUUAUCCUCAGCAGCAGGAAUGAGGUGGACCGCACAGCCGCGGACCAUCAGACCAUCCUUCGAGCCUGGGCUGUGAAAGACUUUGCCCCCAACUGUCCCCUCUACGUCCAGAUCCUCAAGCCCGAAAACAAGUUUCACGUCAAAUUUGCUGACCAUGUGGUAUGCGAGGAGGAGUGCAAGUACGCCAUGCUGGCCCUGAACUGCAUCUGCCCGGCCACCUCCACCCUCAUCACCCUGCUGGUGCACACGUCCCGUGGCCAGGAAGGACAGGAGUCUCCAGAGCAGUGGCAGCGCAUGUACGGGCGCUGCUCAGGCAAUGAAGUGUACCACAUCCGCAUGGGUGACAGCAAGUUCUUCCGGGAGUACGAGGGCAAGAGCUUCACCUACGCAGCCUUCCAUGCACACAAGAAGUAUGGCGUGUGCCUCAUUGGGCUGAAGAGGGAGGAAAACAAGAGCAUCUUGCUGAACCCGGGGCCUCGACACAUCCUGGCCGCCUCCGACACCUGCUUCUACAUCAACAUCACCAAGGAGGAGAACUCAGCCUUCAUCUUCAAGCAGGAGGAGAAGCAGAAGAGGCGGGGUCUCUCGGGGCAGGCACUUUACGAGGGGCCCUCCAGGCUUCCAGUGCAUAGCAUCAUCGCCUCUGUGGGGACAGUGGCCAUGGACCUGCAGAACACAGAUUGCCGGCCCUCCCAGGGUGGUGGCGGUGGGGGCGGCGGCAAGCUGACUCUGCCCACGGAGAAUGGCUCCGGUAGCCGGCGCCCCAGCAUUGCACCUGUUCUGGAGUUGGCUGACAGCUCAGCCCUGUUGCCCUGCGACCUACUGAGCGACCAGUCAGAAGAUGAGGUGACGCCCUCAGACGACGAGGGGCUCUCUGUGGUUGAGUACGUGAAGGGCUACCCCCCCAACUCACCCUACAUUGGCAGCUCCCCGACCUUAUGCCACCUCCUGCCUGUGAAAGCCCCGUUCUGCUGCCUGCGGCUGGACAAGGGCUGCAAGCACAACAGCUACGAGGACGCCAAAGCCUACGGGUUCAAGAACAAGCUAAUUAUCGUGUCUGCUGAGACAGCGGGCAACGGGCUCUACAACUUCAUCGUGCCUCUGCGCGCCUACUACCGGUCCCGCCGGGAGCUCAACCCCAUCGUGCUUCUGCUUGACAACAAGCCUGACCACCACUUCCUGGAGGCCAUCUGCUGUUUCCCCAUGGUCUACUACAUGGAGGGCUCCGUGGACAACCUCGACAGCCUGCUGCAGUGUGGCAUCAUCUAUGCUGACAAUCUGGUGGUGGUGGACAAGGAGAGCACCAUGAGUGCCGAAGAGGACUACAUGGCAGACGCCAAGACCAUUGUCAAUGUGCAGACCAUGUUCCGGCUUUUCCCCAGUCUCAGCAUCACCACGGAGCUCACACACCCUUCCAACAUGCGGUUCAUGCAGUUCCGUGCCAAGGACAGCUACUCUCUGGCUCUUUCUAAACUGGAAAAGCAAGAACGAGAGAAUGGGUCCAACCUGGCCUUCAUGUUCCGCCUGCCAUUUGCUGCUGGCCGCGUGUUUAGUAUCAGCAUGUUGGACACACUGCUCUACCAGUCCUUCGUGAAGGACUACAUGAUCACCAUCACCAGGCUGCUGUUGGGCCUCGACACCACACCAGGCUCCGGGUACCUCUGUGCCAUGAAGGUGACCGAGGACGACCUGUGGAUCCGUACUUAUGGCCGCCUCUUUCAGAAACUCUGCUCAUCCAGUGCUGAGAUCCCCAUUGGCAUCUAUAGGACCGAGUGCCAUGUCUUCUCCUCUGAGCCACAUGACCUUGGAGUCCAGUCCCAGAUCUCAGUGCACAUGGAGGAUUGCGAGGACACCCGGGAUGCCAAGGGGCCCUGGGGCACACGGGCUGCAUCUGGCAGUGGCAGCACCCAUGGCCGCCACGGGAGCGGUGCCAACCCCGUGGAGCACCCACUGCUGCGCCGUAAGAGCCUGCAGUGGGCCCGCAAGCUGAGUCGCAAGAGCAGCAAGCAGGCAGGGAAGGCACCUGUGGCCACGGAGUGGAUCACCCAGCAGCGGCUCAGCCUGUACCGGCGCUCAGAGCGCCAGGAGCUCUCGGAGCUGGUCAAGAACCGGAUGAAGCACCUGGGGCUGCCCACCACUGGCUAUGAGGACGUAGCAAAUUUAACAGCCAGUGAUGUGAUGAAUCGGGUAAACCUGGGAUAUUUGCAAGAUGAGAUGAACGAUCAUCAUCAGAACACUCUUUCCUAUGUACUCAUCAACCCCCCACCAGACACGAGGCUGGAACCCAAUGAUAUUGUGUACCUCAUCCGCUCCGACCCCCUGGCCCAUGUGGCCAGCAGCUCCCAGAGUCGGAAGAGCAGCUGCAGCAACAAGCUCUCAUCCUGUAACCCUGAGACCCGGGAUGAGACGCAGCUCUGAGCGGCAGAGAAGCCCAUGUUGGGGCCGACAGGUGGACACAGAAAACAAAGGGAACAUUGUCACACCCUGGCCUGGGCUAAGCAGGCUGCACUAUGACUUUAUACAGUGGCUCUAAGCUGACCCCGAAAGGAAAUUGUCUCAGUGGGGCCAGCGGUGAGGCCACUGGACUAUCCCGGAAACUGGCAGAGGGCACUUUUUAACCUAUUUUUACAAAUCGGUAUGAUUUACAUCUCCUUACCUAGCUGUACCACAACUCGUGACUGGGGUCUGGCCAAAAUGUGAGGCAGGUGGCCAAGAAGGGACGGAGCAGGGACUGGAUGGACACUGCCCUGGAUCCCACCACCUUGCAUGGCUUCACUUAGUAAUUUCUGAAGGGGUGCUGGGGGUGCAUGUGAGAAGGAAAGACCUGGAACUGGGGUUCUCCUGCACGGAAGCCUGCUG